This is a messenger RNA of Helicoverpa zea (corn earworm), 9236 nucleotides long. RefSeq lists its product as uncharacterized. Gene Ontology annotation, molecular function: calcium-dependent phospholipid binding; calcium ion binding. Gene Ontology annotation, cellular component: plasma membrane. The record is from RefSeq and is a predicted model, not a curated record. The transcript is spliced from 22 exons. Gene Ontology annotation, biological process: positive regulation of vesicle fusion; positive regulation of protein targeting to membrane; intracellular protein transmembrane transport. NCBI's taxonomy places the organism in Eukaryota, Metazoa, Arthropoda, Insecta, Lepidoptera, Noctuidae. Bases 467 to 7381 code for a protein of 2304 amino acids.
UGAUAGUGCGUGUCGUUCGUCUCGCCGAAUUUAUUUAUAAAAUAUCACAUUUUGUCUAUUAAUAAACCGACAGAAUACUUUUAGAUCAACAUUUAGAUACAGCAGGGGCGCUCCAAGGUGCAGUGUUUAUAACACAAGCGCGUAAUUAAAUAAUAUUCGGUGCGCGAAUAUUUCGUGUGUAAAAAAGUACCGAAAUCAUGUUUUUGAGUGUAAUAACUAAUUUUUCUUGUGAAGAUGUGGUCUAGACAAAGGUUGGGUUAUAUCUGUGCGCUUGAAAUAACCGUAUCACAUAUCAUUGAUCUAUACAAAUCAGUGUAUUGAUAAGAUAUUAUGUUAUGUUUUCGGACUGAUUAGGAUGGUUCGGAAGUGUUAAUCUGGUAUGAAAGACGUGUUAAUAGGCAGUGCAAUGUUGUGUUAGCAGUUGUUGGUGUAUUUAAGUGUUAAGUGUGUGUAAGAGUAAGUGAAAAUGCCUGGGAAAAUAAAGGUGAAGGUGUUGGCGGGUCGGAACUUGCCGGUGAUGGACCGGGCUAGUGACACGACGGAUGCGUUCGUGGAGAUAAAGUUCGGCAGCAUCACGCACAAGACCGAUGUGUGCCGCAAGUCUCUCAACCCUCACUGGAACAACACUGAGUGGUACCGGUUUGAGGUGGACGAAUCAGAACUGCAAGAUGAACCUCUCCAACUCCGACUCAUGGACCACGACACGUACUCCGCCAACGAUGCCAUAGGCAAGGUGGUGAUCAGCCUCGCGCCUCUACUGGCGAGGGAAGCCAACAAUGCUAAGAGUACUGCUGCUCCUCAUGGUGGUGCGGUAAUGUCAGGCUGGAUCCCAGUGUUCGACACAAUGCAUGGCAUCCGCGGCGAACUGAACGUGAUUGUCAAAGUGGAGCUGUUUUCAGACUUCAAUAAAUACAAGACUUCCAGCUGUGGAGUGCAGUUUUUUCACUGUCCUAUGAUACCUCCAGGAUACAGAGCGACUGCCAUCCAUGGGUUUGUUGAAGAGCUGGUGGUGAAUGAUGACCCUGAAUACCAGUGGAUCGAUAAGAUUAGGACGCCUAGAGCCUCUAAUGAAGCGAGGCAGGUGGCCUUCAUUAAGUUGAGCAAUCAGGUACAACGCCUAGUAGGUUUGAAAGCAGCUGAACUCGGCGCGAACGCAGUCGUCGGCUACCAGCAGGACUUCGAUUUAGAAGGGGAGGCGGGCGUCGUGGCUAGAGCUAUUGGCACUGCCGUGAGCAUAUCUCCUUUGCCGAUGCCGAGCCAACCGUUAAACAUGCCGCCUUGCACGCAACAACAAUUAAAAAAGUAUUUGGACAUUUUGGCGACGGAUAACGAAAGCAUAACAGAAAUGUCAACUUAUUAUCAAAAUCACCAAGAAGAGUUACAAAAGCUUCUCAUGAUUUUAAAUCCUAACGCAUCAGCAUUGCUAGACGUGACAGACGCAAUUGAUGAAGAUGAGAAAAGUAUGGAUAUGACGAGGCAAUCAAGUCUCACUAGCUAUGCUGGAAGUGUAUCCAUAUAUCGAGAUGAAUACCCACAUAGGAUUAGUCUGAGACAUCUAUCUGAAGAUCAAACAGAUCUCAACAAACUGCUGAACAAAGAUAGUGAUGAUUCAGACUCUUCCGGACCAAUAGAAAAAUUAAAGAAAAUGAAAACGAACUUCUUUACAAGAAGGUUUAAUAGGCGCCCAAGUAGUAAACGAUCAUCGAUCGAUAAACAAGACGAUUCGAUAUCUAUUAAGUCGAAUACAUCCGAAACUUCGCGAAUCUCUUUAGCAGAAAUUAAAAACGAAUUGAGAAAGUUCAAGAGUUUGAGGAAACCUAAAUUCCGCAAGCCUUUUGUUAAUAAAGAAGACGAAGGUGAGGGCAUGGCAUCUAUUCUAGCCAGGUCUAUUAUACAUGUUCAAACAAGUCUGGCUUGUAUAGCUGAGACUCAAGACUCUGAAGCCUCUCCCGGCUCUACUAUGAGACGAACAAGUGAGUCAGAGCCAGCUAUCAACAUCUCCGAUGAUGAAAAAGCUAAAAUUGAAUCUAUAAAUGAAGAAGGCAUCAAAAUGCCAGAGAUACGUUUCACUUCAUUGAGCAAUAUAAAUGCUGAAGAAGCUAUUCCGCCGAGAGAAAGGAAAAUUUCUGAGUCUUGUCCUGCAACGCCAAUGCCAGACAGAAGUGAAAAUCUUCUCACUUUACCUGGGGAACCUGGCUAUUUUGGAUCAGUGUCAUCCGCUCUUUCUGCUGAAAGCUCUGAAAUUGAGUCCAGUAGUGAUGAAGAAGAUGACGAAAGCUCUGAUCCUAAAACAGAUACUGAACGGUCCAUUGAAACUACCAGCUCAGUAGUACAAUCAGUUCUAAGCCACAACAUUGACCCCAAGUUAAUGGCAAGUUUGGACAAAAAACUAAACAUCCUUGAAAGAAGCAGUCCCGAUAUAAAAGAAAUCUUGCAAAUAGAAACUCAAAAGGAGAUCGAUAAAAAAGCUGAAGUAGAACAACAAGUGUUCGAUAAUCAAGUACUUAUUGAUAAAUGUAAAUCACUGGAAUCUGUGCCACAAGGAGUUGAACAUAAAAUAGUAGUAGAGAAGCCAGUCAGGUCAAAUGAAGCUUCGACGUCAUCGGUCAAAGACGACACGUGUGUAACAAAGCCUAGUAGCCACCAUAUAAAAUUCCACAAUCCCUUUUUGCACAAAAAACCUGCUAAAAGCAUUAGUGAGCCUUCUUCGCCUGUAGAUAAAGGUAGUUUCGUCCAUCGCUCUUCUAGACGAAUCAGACGCCAGUUAUCUAAACUGUCUAAAAGUAAUAUGAUUAAAAGUAUUUCCCACUACUCUUUGCACCCCAAAAAGAAAGAAACUAAAACGCCUUUGAGUCAACCUGGGUCGUCUUCCGAUGUGCGUUCGAAAGCUCCUAGUGAAACUGUACUUGGUUCUCCAUUUUUGUCGUACAGCGAUCUGAUGAGUCUUGACAAAGAAAGUAUUGAUACCAAUAAAUUCUUUCACAAAAGCGAUGAGUUUGACCGCGUGAAAGUCUCCAUGUAUAUCGGAUCGGAGCCGGUUUCUAGAACUUCUUUAAGCGGUAUAUCGAUUCCGUUCUACAAAGACGAACAACAUCAUCACGAAAAGAGACAAUCGCUCAAGCCAACUGGCCUAGUCCAUACUGCUAUGGAGACUAUCCUCCUGGAUAAAGUUCAAUCUUUACUUAUGCCUACAUCACCAGAACCUGAUUCAGUUAAAAACAAACAGUUUUUCGAUGAUGUGAACGAAAAAUUGGGAAACAUGGAGAAGAAUAGAACAACUUACAAUGAAUCGACAGCAAGUAGUUUAAGUAUUACGCCUGUAAAUAGAGCGAAAAGUCAAUCACCGCCAGUAAGUAAUAAACCGGUGGUUGUAAGUGGUAUAAGAAAAGCUGAUAAAGCUCAUGAACAUAAAACAAAACCCCCAAGCUUGAUGCAAACUGCAAUGGAAACUAUGCUCAUGGAUCAAGUACAAUCCGUGCUUAUGGCUACUACUCCUGAAACGCCGCAUCCUGAACAAUUCUUUGAAGGCAAUAAUCGACCAGAAAGUUAUGACGGAUCAAAAGGCAAAGUAAAAAAUCCUAUUACAUAUAUUCAGUCUAAGUUAGGGCCGAAGUCACCUGAUCCUACUUCGCCAACCGAAAAGUUCUUUGGUGGUAAGAAUAAAAAGAGGGAUUCCAUGUCAAGUGGUCUUGUUCAUACUGCUAUGGAAACUAUGUUAAUGGAGAAAGUCCAAUCGGUUCUUGGACCUGAAACUCCUGAACCGGUCACUUCUGUGUUUGACGACUAUGAUAGGCAUGACGAGCAUAAAAAGAAAGAUGAGAAACCACAUGGUUUGCUCCAAACUGCUAUGGAAACUAUGCUGUUGGAUAGAGCUUCGGUUUUGGGUGCAAAUGUACCAGAUCCUGUGAUACAUACUGAAGAGAAACCACAUGACUUGCGUAAGAAUGACAGUUCAACUGGUAUGACCCAUACAGCUAUGGAAACUAUUCUGAUGGACCAAGUACAUUCUUUGCUUGGACAGCAUGGUACUCAGCCUACACACACAAGUGAUGAAAAUGAUCAUAAUAAGAAAUCUAACAAAGAAAGUCACAAAAAAGAUGAGAGCAGUGGUAUGACACACUCAGCUAUGGAAACAAUAUUAAUGGAUCAAGUCCAUUCGUUGAUAGGACAACAUGGCACGCAACCUACGCAUACAAGUGAAGAAAGUGAUCAUAAUAAAAAAUCUACCAAAGAAAUUCACAAGAAAGAUGAAAGUAGUGGCAUGACACAUUCAGCUAUGGAAACUAUAUUAAUGGAUCAAGUUCAUUCAUUAAUAGGACAACAUGGUACACAAUCUAAACAUAGUGGUGAAAGUGAUCACAAAAAAUCUAGUAAAGAUGAUUUGAGACCAAGUGGGUUAAUACAUAGCGCUGUAGAAACUAUGCUUUUGGAUAGAGUCCAAGCUACUGCAUUGGGAACUCCAGUGCCUGUAGUACCGACUGAGGAAGAUCACUCUAAAAAAGAAGAGAUUCAUGGUCUCACUCAUAAAGCUAUUGAAACUAUAUUGAUGGAUAAAGUCCAAUCUUUAGUCGGUCAACCUGGCAUGACGUUUGUAGAACCAAAAACAUUUACUGAUGAUGAAUUGGAAGAAGCCGAACAUUUGAAUGAUGAUUUAAAAUCUCCUGGCUUAGUUAAAAAUGUAGUAAAGAACAUAUUGCUAGAUAAAGUGCAUACUUUAGAAGAAGAAAAAGAAAUUGCAGUUGAAAAGCUGAAGGAAAUAUUUGAUAAAUCACAUUCACGUGAAAAUCUUAAGCCUACUGGGCUGGUUCAUACGGCUUUCGAGACUGUUCUUUUAGAUAAAGUACAGACUCUGAUACCUGCUGAACCAGCAAUUGUUGCUGAAACUACUGAUAACACGUCAGGUGGAAAAGCUAAACAUAAUAAACCACCUAACUUAGUUAUUCCAAAAGUGGAACCUGAAGUGAUUAACAUACAGUUAAUGACUAACGCAGAAACGACAGGAGAUGCUAAUACACCUACAAAGUCAAUCGACAAAAGCAAAUCAGUACCAGAACCGAAGAAAAAGUCCAAAACAUUAACCCGCCAGGAUAGUGUUCACUCAAUAACAGACGAAACGCCUAAAAUGUCCAAACCAGCUAAUUCACCAUGUUGUGACGUCACUAAGCCUUCACACCCCAUUCUUGGCGCGUUAGAGACCAUACCUUCGUUACCUGAGACGGCAGACGUAGAUGAGACUAACAAUAGUGUGUGUGAUAACUCGCAUGCUGUGUGCGAUGCCAACAGGACCGAGAGGGAUAGGAGGGAUGAUAACCGCGACAGGGAUAGGGGAUCGCCGAGACAUGCUCGCCACGAGUCGUACGGAGGAAGGGAUCCAGUGCAGACCGCGCAUGCUCAGAAUUCGUCGUUGAAUGCCACGUCGACGCCGAUGGGGAUACAUAGGAGGUCUUCAGAUUCUGAUCUCAGUGUUACUCCUAAAGGCGGAUCACUGAACACGUCAGCCGGGAACGUCGGCAGCGGCGGCGGCGCCAUCUUGCGGCCGUCCAUGAACAGCAACAACCUUGACAUGCUGGAGUAUCCAUUCCUGACCAUGACGGAGUACCCGCCCGGGUUUAUUGUGCAUCUUGGCGGCACAGUCUGCGCCCGCUCCGUGAAGCUGGCGGACGGCGGCGAGGGCAGCGCUCGCGCGGCGUGGUGGGCCGAGCUGCGCACCGAGCUGCGUGCGCAUGCGCGAGCGCUGCGCUGCAACGCCGUCAUCGCAUACACCGAGACUACCGCCAUCUGUGAGGAUGUGUGCGUGCUGUCUGCUUCGGGAACGGCAGCUGUCAUUAAUUUAGACUGUGACUUUAAUGCUGAGCCCGAACCUAACUCAGCAACCUCAGGCUCUAAGAACACGAUAGACGAUGGUGAAACCGAAUGGUGUAGUAUGGCGCACGUGCCGUACUCGCCCGGCGCCGGACCCUAUCGCGCGGAGUUGUCUACCUGCGGCGGCUGUAGGAGAGCUCGAGUGCCCACAGUAUUACUAGCGACCUGCUCAAAGCCCAGCAAGUUGACUUCAUACGCUAAAGCCGUCACGCUCACAGCCGUCGCGGCGAGAGUUAGAAGAGCACCUCCCACUUCAGAGCCGGGCGCGAGAGACAUCUCCGAUCAGCUUCCCUUCUUAGAGUAUGAACUGCACAAAUUGCUGCUAGCCAAGCUUAGGAUGCAGGGUGCGAACGCGUUAUUCUCUCUGCAGACACAAAUAUCGAUAGGCGAGCGAUGUGUCAUGGCUCUCGCGAGCGGGACGGCGUGUAGACUGGCCGCCUUACCGCCACCUACGCCGCCUAGAAUUAAGGCGUCAGAAAAAGACAAAGAUGCAUUAGAAAUACAGAAAGCACUGUGGGACUCGUUCACAGCAAACCGAGCGGCGAACGGUUUUGAUGUCGGUGUAGAACACAACACAAAUGGAGUAUUACCGGAAGUGGAGGGUGAGGAUGCGCCGGCGCUAGACCUGUGUGCCGAUAAGGACGCAUGCGUACUGGAGUUAGAUGAGGCUGAAGAUGUGGAGACGGCACGUGCAUUAGCUAAGCGUCACGUGAACAUGCAAGUGUACACGCACGGACUGAAGCCUGUCAUCGGUGCCCCGCCGCAAGCGUUUGCGCAGGUGUGGCGAGGCCGCCUAGUGCUGUCGGGUGGGGCGGGUGGGGCGGGUGGGGCGGGCAGCAGCGCAGUAGAGCGGCACGUGCGUCGGGCGCUGGACGGCGUGGCGUACAAGCUGCGGCGCCUGCAGCCCUGCGCUCUUGUGGCACCACGCUUCCAGCUUGAACUGCCUGAGGAUGAGAUCCAACUAGUUGUAUCUGGAGCCGCCAUCCCCCUCCAAGACCCAAACAGUCCCGAAGCCAACGGCAUGGAGAACGGCCACCACACCCAAAGCCAGCACGGAAGUCACGGAAGCCACGGAAGUCAUGGAAGCCACGGAAGCCAUGGGAAUGGAACUGGUGAUGCUGAUGAUGAUAUCUUUGCUUUGGAUGAAGAGCAGCUCGUGAAAAGUCCGCCUGAAGUGCCGGAGGAAAAGGGAUUUAUUACGGGACAGGUCCCCACAACAGUAUCCCUAACGACACUGAGCCACAUAAGCGGCGGUCGCGUGUCCCGGCGGCUGUGUGCACUGCGGCUGCUCUUCGUGCGGGAGACCACCGCCGUGCGCGAACUUGGUGGCCUCAGCGGCUUCUUGCAUACAUUCACGUGCGAGGUGAUGGCAAUAGUACGCGCAUACACGGCGGCGUUAGGCGGUAACGCGCUCACCUCCUUCUAUAUCAGACAGCUCAUGCUUCAAGACAAUGCACAUAAAAAUCAGGGUCAAUGUCUCCUGUCAGUAGGCGGCGACAUCGUUCACAUAACAUACUGAAUUGUCUAUUAUCUAUUACUAUAUAACUUUACAUGACAUAUCUAUGACAUGCACGUUUAGGACAUAUAAACUGUAUAUUUAUUAUUUAGUAUGUAGACUUGAAUUAUUAAUAAUCCUAAAUAUAUUCGCGAUUUGUGUUCCAAGAAUGUGAUUUUUAUUAUAAGUAUUUUUUAACGAAAUGUAAUUUUAAUGGCUCUAUUCGAUUUCAAGAUGGCCGAUUAUGCGAUUCGAGAAUCGAUUUUUAAAUAUCCAAUUUUGUCUUAUUCUGUAUCGAAUUGAAUAAGUUUUCUUUUAAAUAAUAAUGCACACUUAUUUGACUCAAUCUCAGUUUCACUGGUUACUGAUAAAGUGUCAGUUAGUUUUUUUUAUAGUUAAUGCUAUCUACCAGAUAAAGGCUGCUUAUAGUUUCUUCCAGACAGCGAUAUGUUCCUGAUAGGCUAUCAGAAACUUUAUCAGUAACUGAUAAAAUUGGUCAUUAGUGUAUUAUGUCAUAUUUAAAUCCAUUGUUGCCUAUCUUCUUUUCUUGUAAUCAUGUCAAUUUUACAAACUCAAAAUAACUUUCCUAAACGUAUAUUUCAUGUUAGAAUUAAGACAGACUGUUUAUGAAAUUCUGUGUUAUUUAUAAUUUUUAGAAAAUAUCUCGAAAGAAGGGUGAAAACAGAUCGAUGUAAAAAUUAUUAUACAAAAUAGCAAACGAAAUAUUAAGUACCUGUAUAAAAAUGGCAGCUAUACUAUAUUUGAAAACUUGCCAGAGACAUCUGAAAGAUCGUUUUCAACCAAAAUACUUUAGUGUCAUGAAAGUAUGACCACCAGUAUAUCUUGAGAGCUAAAAAACAUAAAACUUUACCCGAAGUUCGCGAUAUUUUCAAUCAAUUUUACUUAAUAGGAUAAUAAAAUGUUAUAGUAAAUAAUAUAAUUAUUUAAUUGUGGUUUCGAAAAGUGUCAAAAAUCAAAAAUAAAUAUGUGAAAUGUUAUCAAAAUAAUUGCAUGUAAAUCGUACAAAAUUAUUUUUUACUGUUUUAUUUUAUGCAUGUUAUUUAUGAAUACGACUUUUCUGUCAAAUCUGAUGUAUGAAUUGUUUUUGACAACGUUAUUAAUAUUUUGAACUUGAAGUUUUUAUCAUAUUUUAAAGUAGCAAUCGUCCGAGUCCGAAAAAGUGAAGAUUUUUUAAUUAAUUAAUUAUUUUGUAUAAUAAAUAACCUAUUUCGGGUUUGACAUCAAAAUGGAAGAGUAUUUGUAAUAUUUACAAUAUUAAUAAAAUUGUACUUCAAAUAUUGUAUUACUCUAUCACACUUCUUGCCAUAGACAUGCCAAUCUUUGUAGUUAAAAAAAAACUUAGAAAAAAACUUGCCACGAAUGUACUCUCUAUCUACAAAAUUUUGCUUAAAUUGUUCUUUAAAAGUAUCUGUGCAUUAAUUUCGAUAAAUAUUUAAAACUGACUGAUUACAUUUUUAAAUACUAAUAUAAUAAAAAGAAAACAUUUUUUUCUCACUUUGUUUGUUCUUUACAAAGCUCCGAAAACGAAAUAAGUAUCACAUUGUAAAAUAUAUGCAAGACUUCAUUCAUUUUUACUAACAAAUAAAUACAGUAUUUGACAAACACGGUAUUAAAAUAAAUAACGGUAUUUAUACAGUAUUUCAAGUAGGUACAAUGCACAGAUACUUUUGAAAAUUGCCGUGGAAGAUCCAACUUUAAGCUUUAUCAGCUUCAUGUAAAUAUUUAGUUCAUUUUAAUGAAUUUGUUUUUGUAAAUAUGUAUAACUCGACGGUUAGUGGAAAUGUAUGGUGCUACGUAAAAGUUUCUUGUUAUUUUAUUUUAAUUCUGCAUUAUCUGUGACAAAAUAUUGCCUUUUAUU